Daldinia decipiens is the source of this 761-nucleotide messenger RNA. Its product is annotated as mitochondrial ribosomal protein 10. Gene Ontology annotation, biological process: mitochondrial translation. Bases 100 to 381 code for a protein of 93 amino acids. Gene Ontology annotation, molecular function: structural constituent of ribosome. The record is from RefSeq and is a predicted model, not a curated record. Gene Ontology annotation, cellular component: mitochondrial small ribosomal subunit. NCBI's taxonomy places the organism in Eukaryota, Fungi, Ascomycota, Sordariomycetes, Xylariales, Hypoxylaceae. The transcript has 2 exons.
CCAAAAGCUUCGUUUCGGCCCACGCGGUUUUCAAUUGACGGCAAGUAUCAACGACCGGAUAGGAAAUACCGGAUCCGGUACCGUGUUCGAUCUUCCAAGAUGUCGGCAUCACAAAAGCCAAUCCGUCUUCCUCCGUUGAAAGUCCUCCGAGUUCGCAACCCGAAUGGCCAAAGGGAGCGUCCGUGCAUGGCUCUCAUGUCAUCCGUUUUAGCAUGCUGGGCAUCUGCAGGAUAUAACACCGUUGGAUGUGCGCAGGUUGAACAGGCCUUGCGGAAUUGCAUGGAUGGACCACAACCUUCGAAGCCCAAGAGCAGCGAGAUCAAUUACCAUCUUUCGCGAUUCAAGGAUAGGCUUACCUACGCGCAAAAGAAAAAGAAAUGAUAGCUCUAAAAGGGGAGAAUAUGACAACUACCAGCCGUGGUCGAAAAAGCUACUACGUCUUAUUAGAUCUUGACACCCUAAACGAAGAUAUGGUACAAAUACUUUCACCCUUCUGUACGAUACGGUGGAAGAUUAUGGAAUGAAACAACUCCUAGUGUUCAAAGCAUAAGCCGGCGUUCUAGGUUGAUUUGAACGGGGGCUCCAGUAUGAUGGUUAUCAACCAAUUGAUACUAGAAACGUACAAUUAGGUUAGAGAUGCCAUCCUGGAGGGAAUAGGCAUACGCAGUCUGAUGUGAGCUGAACACAGGGUUGCACAUAACAUCCAUCAGUAGGCCAUAUAGCUUUGGAGGCCACUAAAUAUUAAACCAAGCGUUAGGUAC